UUUGUGGAGUCACAUCUGUAUUUAUUCUGUAUUGAUUUGUCGGCAUGCAUGGGACAAAAGAGAUGUUAUUUAUAGUCUAGAAACAGUUAGGGUUAUCAGGUUUGUUUACGACCCUAGCCACGUUCGAGCUAAAGCUGGAAAACUUAACCUUUUUCACCGUUUCAGGCUAGCUGUGUUCACGCGCAGCACGCAUAGCACGUGAAAGAGACGUGCAGAGACGCUGCGACCAAUCAGAAGCUCUGUUUUUGCUUCCCCCUGAUUGGUCCAUGAAACAGCAAAGUGUCACCACAACAACGGCUGGAUUUUAAAAUAGAUAUUGCUCCCUAUUUUCGUGCACUAGAGGACACUAGUCAACACUGUAAGAGCGUCUCGUACACCCUAUGUAGGGCACUUUUAUGUUUGUUCAAUUUGGUAUACAUCCUACUAACGAAGAGUGAGUUUGGGUAAAGUCCCUGGUUUGGGGGAAGAGCUGGAAAUGUGGAAAGGAGGAUCUAAGUUUGUGUGUUACGUAUUUAUUUGCUAAACGUUAUGUAGCUGCAGACUCGGUGUUUAUGUUGUGAAAAAGGGGAAAACUGGAUAUUUUUUGUCCGAGAGCAGGUAUGUAGAGUAAGCACGUUUGGCUAGUUAGCUAAGUGAGCUAGCGAGUUUGCAUGUCGCGGUUUUGUUCUGCUGCGUGAGCUCCACGCGGCGCUGCUGAAGUUCAGCCAGAGGAUCAAGGUCAAGCCACUUCCUCCGCAGUCCCGGUGAUCUGCUCAGCUCUCCCCGCUUCCAGCUACCUGCAGUGCGGAAUAUGUGUGAGGAUGAGCCGGAGAGACACCCUGGUUCAUCUGUUUGCUGGAGGGUGUGGUGGUACGGUGGGAGCCAUUUUGACGUGUCCGUUGGAGGUGGUAAAGACGAGGCUGCAGUCUUCCUCCAUAACAUUCUACAUCUCCGGCGUUCAGCUCAGCACAGUGAAUGGAGCCACCAUGACCCGAGUGACUACACCCGGACCCUUGCACUGCCUGAAGAUGAUAUUGGAGAAGGAAGGCCCUCGUUCUUUGUUCCGAGGUCUUGGACCCAAUCUAGUAGGAGUUGCCCCGUCUAGGGCGAUUUACUUUGCGGCGUACUCCACUACUAAGGAGCGAAUGAACAGCAUGCUGGAGCCCGACUCCAUACAGGUGCACAUGGUGUCUGCUGGCAUGGCCGGAUUCACGGCCAUCACUGCAACCAAUCCAAUCUGGCUAAUCAAGACCCGCCUGCAGCUGGACGCCAGGAGCCGUGGCGAGCGGCGGAUGAGUGCGCUGCAGUGUGUGCGCCGAGUGUAUCAGACAGAUGGUCUGCGUGGGUUUUACCGCGGCAUGUCCGCAUCCUACGCCGGGAUCUCGGAGACAGUCGUCCACUUUGUGAUCUACGAGAGCAUCAAACGGCGCCUCCUGGAGACCAGAGCAGCAACUCGCAUGGACCAAGAGAAGGAGACUACACGAGACGCAUCCGACUUCAUGUACAUGAUGAUGGCAGCCGCCACCUCCAAAACCUGUGCCACCUGUAUAGCUUACCCUCACGAGGUUGUCCGGACCCGGCUGAGAGAGGAAGGCACCAAGUACCGCUCGUUCCUGCAGACGGUGAGCAUGGUGUUCAGGGAGGAGGGGUUCAAAGCGCUGUACCGCGGCCUCACUACCCACCUAGUGCGCCAGAUCCCCAACACGGCCAUCAUGAUGGCCACCUACGAGCUCGUCGUCUACCUUCUCGACCGCUAACCUCAGCCCCCUGACCUUUGACCCUACAACCUGACCUUCUCCACCUGCGAGCGGGAAAAAAAGCUUGGAUUUGGAAAAGCUGCUGCUCAUAGUGCCAAUAGAAACUCGUACAUGAACACAUGCAAAAGUCAAGAGGAAAUCCAAGACAUUUGAGAGUGUGUAUAGGAAGGAGAUGAAGAUUUUAAAAAAACGGCCUUGGGGAAUGCACCAGUAUGGUGGGAGUUUUCAAAAAGAGACAAAUGAAAGAGAUAAAAUGUUUUUCCUGUGGAGUGUUUCCUCAUUUUUCCUAGGCUUAUGUAAAGCAGCUUCCAAAUGAGUCUUGUGUAAGAAUUAACACAUUCAAAGAUGCCUGAAGAAACACAUUGCAUCUCUGUUUUAACAGUGCUCAUUUACCUUUAACGAAAAUCAUCACGUUUUGGUGAUUAUUGUGUUUUUCUUCACAUUGACAAGAAAGCAGGAGGGUUACUCUUAUGCGAAAUAACAGACUUCAAAAGUAGGGGAUGGUCAAAAGUAUGCGGCAUAGUGCCAAAUGCCACGUUCUGAUUUGUCUGUGUUCAGACUCGGGGCUAUUUGGUCAAGGUGAAAUUAAGAUGCACUUAGAUGCCGUACGGAAACAGGAGUGCUCCUGUUCCCGCCCUGCAGCAGUGAGGGGAGUUUAAACAGGAUUAUAUGUGUGAAUAUGGUGUGUACAUAUCUAUAUGUUUGUAUAUUCUGGGUUGUGUUUUUUUUUUUUCUUCAUCUUUUUUUUUUCUUUUUGAUUAAAUAGCUGCUUUUGCUUAAUAUAUUAUUAACACAUGAAUGUACAUUCAAAUGUGACCAAAGUAAGAACGUUUAACUUGGUCUUACUAAAGACGUUACUGAAGAUGCACAUUCGCCAAGUUGAUUAUCUAUUCACCUGUUUGACUGUUAUGUGGGAGGAAAAUAUUUCCAAAAAGGUGUAUCAACAACAAACGUUACAGUGUCUAUGCACAUUUUGUGGUGCGAAUACCGGAGACUAUAAAGGAAUCAUUCGGCCCAUGUGCCCCAAAUUCACUCAGUCAGCCAAGAUACAGUGAGUGCCUGAUGUUUUGUAUUUUGUACUAUUUUGUACUAGACCUACAAGGUUAAUGUAGCUAACAAGUUAUAGCUUAUAGUUUAGCAUUGUGAAAUUCGAGAGUUCCUAAGCUGUCACACACUUGCCUGACAAAUAUAGUGUUGGGCCUAGUAAUGCAAUUUGUGCAUAAAUAGUUUACUAAAACAGUUUAUUAUAAACUGAAUCAGUUCUAACUAAGAAUUAACGUUCUACCUGUGAGCCACGCCUCCUGCAUAAAUCUGUGUGAAGCACAACCUAAUUUUGUGCUAAGAAAGAAAGUGAUGCCGGCUUCAGCACGGACCGCCGACUCUUUUAGCUGUCAGAAACCACAUAAGUAAGACUGUUUAAGAUUACUUAAAGGAACCUGGUGUAAAUUGCUGGCAUUACCACCAUAGCUACAGUGCAAAAUUAAAGCAAAUUGUUGUCAAACAAUUCCUGGCUGAUCGACUAAACUUGGGCUAAGAGCUUUCAAGUGUUGUGGAGGAUGGUGAGAUACUGAAUUUUGGGGAGAUAUUAGGAUACAUCUAGUUAUUUCAAAACACUUUUUUUUUUUUUUUUUUAAUCACAGUGCAAUCCGAUUUCAUUUCGUCCUUUAAUGUUGUUGCUGUAUUUUUAUUAAUGCAUUUUCAUUUUUGUGUCACUCCAAACUCUCCCCACCUGAGAGUCCAGUGUUCAUCUCACUCAGUGUUGUGUUUACAUCUACAGUCCGUAUAUCACAUAUCCUGAUUGCUCGCCAGCUGAGAAAUGUUCACAAACAAUCACAAUAAAGACAUAUGCAUCGGUUA
Pangasianodon hypophthalmus (striped catfish) is the source of this 3593-nucleotide messenger RNA. RefSeq names its product solute carrier family 25 member 36-A. The transcript has 7 exons. Gene Ontology annotation, biological process: pyrimidine nucleotide import into mitochondrion. NCBI's taxonomy places the organism in Eukaryota, Metazoa, Chordata, Actinopteri, Siluriformes, Pangasiidae. Gene Ontology annotation, molecular function: pyrimidine nucleotide transmembrane transporter activity. Bases 801 to 1736 code for a protein of 311 amino acids. The record is from RefSeq and is a predicted model, not a curated record. Gene Ontology annotation, cellular component: mitochondrion.